AUGAGUUCAACAGCAUCCAAUGAUGGAUUAUUUCCUCGUGGACCUCUGCUUUUAGAAAAUCUGGUCACUCCUUAUUGUGAAAAACUUGGGCUUUAUAAAUUACCCAGACAUAUUCACGUAAUCAUUCUUAGUGCUUUGUUUUAUCAACUUAUAAACCUUCUUUCUCCUUGGAUCUCCAAUCAGUUUAGCAGACAUUACAAACAAUUGUCCAGACGCUCCAAGCUAAACUGGGAUUCUCACGUCGUUAGCUCUGUACAGAGUGUGCUUCUCAUUUCUUUAGGUUAUCCCAUCCUAAGGGAAGUGAAUCGUUUCAGUGAUAAGCUCUUUGGAUAUUCUGUCUAUGCCGGUGAUAUAUAUGCCUUGGCUGACGGUUACUUUCUCUGGGAUUUGUAUAUUACCAUUCGUUAUCUUAAUGUCACCGGCUUUGGAUUCGUCGUUCAUGCGGUUGCGGCUUUGUUCGUGGUCACAUUUAGUUAUUCCCCUUACCUCAUGUAUUAUGGUCCAACUUACUUGUCGUGGGAAUUAAGUACCCCGUUUUUAAACAUUCAUUAUUUCUUGGAUAAGACCAACAAAACAGGAUCCAAACUCCAAAUCUUCAACGGCGUCCUUCUUAUCCUCACCUUUAUAUGCGUUCGUAUCGUUUGGGGUUGGUACUCUGCAUAUAGCACAUCAAUGGAAAUCAUUCGCCGUGUUACUGAAAUUCCUCGUGGCCUGAGCUUGUUUUACUUAGCUGCAAACAUGUCUUUGAAUUGUUUAAAUCUUUUCUGGGUUUUCAAGAUGAUGGAUGCUAUUCGUCGUCGUGCGCAUGGUGAGAAAGUGAGCCCUGUUCAAACUGCCAACUCUGAAGUUGCAAAAAAGAACCUUUAA
This is a messenger RNA of Schizosaccharomyces osmophilus, 867 nucleotides long. It is a transcript of the gene tlc4, whose product is annotated as TLC domain-containing protein Tlc4. The record is from RefSeq and is a predicted model, not a curated record. Gene Ontology annotation, biological process: lipid homeostasis. Gene Ontology annotation, cellular component: endoplasmic reticulum; membrane. The coding region runs from base 1 to 867 and encodes 288 amino acids. Lineage: Eukaryota; Fungi; Ascomycota; Schizosaccharomycetes; Schizosaccharomycetales; Schizosaccharomycetaceae. The transcript has 4 exons.